Molecule: messenger RNA, 1833 nt
Organism: Physcomitrium patens
Lineage: Eukaryota; Viridiplantae; Streptophyta; Bryopsida; Funariales; Funariaceae
Product: putative xyloglucan endotransglucosylase/hydrolase protein 33
Biological process (GO): xyloglucan metabolic process; cell wall biogenesis
Cellular component (GO): cell wall; apoplast
Molecular function (GO): xyloglucan:xyloglucosyl transferase activity; hydrolase activity, hydrolyzing O-glycosyl compounds
Source: RefSeq, a predicted model, not a curated record
GGAGAGUAUCAUUCGAGCACCAGUCCUUGUCUCGCACGAGCUCGCCUCACUCAUUCUCAUCACAGCCUUCGCGGGCGAUGGAGCUCGUCGCCGACGUGAUUUGAACGCGUUUGAAAUCAUGGUCCCGACAGGCGCUUUGGAGGGAAAGCAGAGAGGAGAAGCACUCCAGGAGUCUAACGAGAACUUGUUGGCGGCGUCUGAGUUGUGGAAUUGGAGAGCUGGGAUAUUUCUUCCUCUGCUGUGGCUUCAUGAGCUGAGAGGCUCCGUCGUGAUUGCGGUGUUGAUGCAGCAGCUCAUGAAAAUUAAGUGGGGGAUGAAGAGCCGAGUACGCAGCAUGGGUGUAGCCGCGGGAAUUCCGCGAAUAUCGUUCUUGUCGGUCUGCAGAUGCUGCAGAAUGAAAUGGUGUGUACUUUUUUUGCAAAUGGCAAUCUCUGCAGCGGCGGUGGGAGAGUGGACGUAUGUUCCUGUAGUUGAUGUGAGAAUACAUUCAAACGUGUUGGACGUGAAUUCGUCGAGGCAAGCGCAGUUUGUUCCUAUGUUCGGAGCGCCUGGAGAUAUUGACAGCUCUAUCAAUGAUGGACACACGAUACGUUUGCGUUUGGAAAGCCACUCAGGCUCCGGGAUAAAGUCACAGAACUCUGUUUUCCGUGGGUUCUUUAAUGCGGCGAUAAAGCUACCAUGUGGCUUCAGUGGCAGUUCUGCUGGCAUUGUUUCAGCCUUUUAUGCAUCAAAUGGAGGAUAUUAUCCUUACAAUCACGACGAGAUCGACAUGGAAUUUCUAGGAGUAAGACCAGGCCAGCCUUAUGUAAUCCAGACCAACAUAUAUGCGGACGGCAAUACUGAAACUGGCCGGGAGGAGCGCUUUCAUCUGUGGUUUGAUCCCACUGUCGACUUUCAUAAUUACAGUAUUUUGUGGACAUAUCACCACAUUGUAUUUUUCGUUGACGACAUCCCGAUUCGGAGGUAUGUCUAUCAGCCGGAGCUGGGGAUCCCCUAUCCAGCUAAGCCUAUGAGCGCGUUUGCAACAAUCUGGGACGGUUCAACAUGGGCCACAGAGGGUGGGCAGUUUCAUGUGAACUACACUGAGGGUCCAUUUGACGCAACCUUUACUGACUUCCAACUGGAAGGCUGUAUUUGGGAUCCGAGACUGCAAUUCGCCAAACCUGAAUGUGCCUUACCUACUUACAAAGCGUGGUUUAACGACAAUGACAUGCAGGAGAUGUCUGACAAGCAGAUGAUUGCCUUGGAGUGGGCACGAUCAAAUUUUAUGUGGUAUAGUUACUGUGAUGAUUUAGAGCGGUGGCCAGAGCAGCCUCCGCGGGAAUGUCCUCAAAGACUAGGAGAUCUGGGUAGUUUAGUCACCAGCGAAUCGCUACCAUCAAGUAAAAAAGGACCUUGUGGAGAGACUCCCGAAUUAAAACCUCUUACAAGGCCUUGGCCUAAAAACCUUCCUUCUGUCUCAGAGCACAAGCACAAGCUUAAUAGGAACACUGGAUUAUCUACUAAGUCACAAGCUUUCCAUUACCUCCCAUAUUCUCUGUGGAAAACGAAGCUUGAAGUAAAAUUGCUGGAAGCCGAGAGAGAACAUUGAUUAAAUCUUGAAUCAGUCACCUCAAUAUCUCCUGUCAGUAGCCUGAACCGGUUAGAAACCAGGUCACUCUCCUUCAGUGCCAUUGCACUAAAUCUCCUCAGGCCUUCGAUUUGGCGGGGAUGAUUGUACUUGUGGAGGAGUUUUAAAUUGAAAUAAAAUUUGGUGGAAUGGUCGCGGUUGCGCUGAGGCGUAGGGCAAGGAUUAUAUCCUCCAUCAGUGACAGGCCAUCAAUUAUUAAGCUG